Molecule: messenger RNA, 2469 nt
Organism: Ahaetulla prasina
Lineage: Eukaryota; Metazoa; Chordata; Lepidosauria; Squamata; Colubridae
Exons: 2
Coding region: 166-2469 (767 amino acids)
Source: RefSeq, a predicted model, not a curated record
GCAAAAAAGGGGGUGAGGGCGGAAGAAAGGCGCCACAAGGCCCUUGAAAGGGUUUUUUCCAGGGCCUCCAAGAGGGCCCACAGGUCCCCUUCGCCUAUUGAUAAGGGGAAGCAGAUCAGGACUGACAUUCCUAACCCCCCUAGCCCAGAAUGUGGCGCCCAGACCAUGCAGGGAUCUGGGGCCUGGUCACCGGAUAGGACAUCACAGUUGUCCAUUAUGCAGACGGGGACUGCCCCUUUAUUUCGUACCCUGUCGGAGAUGGAAUUUCAGGAUAUUCCUAGUUCCAUUCCAGGCCAGGCGGUGGUUGUGUCUCAGGGGACUGGGACAUCUGCUCUACAACCUGAGACUAGUUUUCCCAGAGCUCCAGUGCUUCAGUUACCUGACUCCAUUGGGUUGAUGAUCCAACAGGCGGUACGCCAGGAGUUAGCUAAAUCCCGAAAUAAGGAGAGACAGAGUAGGUCUACAAGUUCUGCAUCAGCCAUGUUUAGGCCUCAUAGGGAAGAAUCCUCGGAGGAGGGCAGUCAAUCUUCAAUAUCUGGAGAGGAAGAUGCUGGAGAAGCCUUGUCAGAGGACGAAGGCCUGGGGCCAGAACAACCCUCAUUUGUGGGACUCUUUAAGCCGCAGUUGUUUCGUUCCCUUCUGUUUAAAGCAUUGGCUACCACGGGGCUGGGCUCUGCUCAGGCUCCUUUGACGGAUUCCCAGGUUUUACCUAGUACUUCAUCUAGUCUCUUUGUGGAACCCAUGGUGGUGGCAGAAGCCAUUCCGGCGCCAAAGAUGUUUGUGGACGUGGUCCAGCGGCAGUGGUCUUAUCCAGGUUCGGGCCCUCUCCCCAGUGCCACAGACAAAAAGUUCUUUAACUGCGCUCCUGAUCUAGAAAACAUUCUACAGGUGCCCACAGUGGAUGCUCCCGUAGUCGCCCUCACGACGACCUCUCACGUGACGGGUCCUGAGAAUGAGGCUCUUCGCCCGGAAGACAAAAGGGCAGACCAAUCCCUAGUCAAAUCCCACCAAGCCUCGGCCUGGGCUAUCAGAUCUUCAAUGGCAUCUUCAUUUUUUAAUAGAGCUUCCAUUAUGUGGCUUAGACAGCUUCAGGGUCGUUUAUCAUCAUCUGACGUGAGGGCCCACCAGGACCUUAACAAGGUUAUUGCAGCUUUAGAGUUUUCGGCUGAUUCGACGCUUAACGCUGCUAGAUUUUCAGCCAAAGCUAUUGGGUCUACGGUCACAUCCCGCCGACUCUUAUGGUUGCGCCACUGGAAGGCAGACACUAGAAACAAGUGGCGGCUGGCAUCUUCCGCAUACGCAGGGUCGAAGUUAUUCGGAGCCUCCCUGGACCCAAUCCUGGUGGAAACUAAAGACAAGAAAAAGGUGUUACCGUCUUUGUCGCGCAGAGGCGAGCUGCGACAACAACCCUAUUUUCGUCCCUCGACUGCCUCUUCUUCUUCCUUUCGUAACCAGGAAUUCGGAGGAUCACGACGGCGAAGAUAUUCACCGUUCAGAGGAAACUCCCAACGGGCAGACCAGUCGGCCUCUGCAGUGGUUCCUCCUGCCACAUCAAAGGAAUCGGCGCAGUUCAUCAAGGCUUCGGGUGACUCUUCCAAGGGAGGUACUCGGUUCUCUGGAUUGGUGGAAUCCACAGACGGUAGCCAGAGGCUCUGGAUUCAGGGAGCCAGCGAGGGUCAUCAUCACCACAGACGCCAGUCUUUCGGGAUGGGGAGCCCAUCUCGAUCAACAUCUAGCACAGGGCAAGUGGUCUCUCCCGGAAAUCCGCAAUGGUAUCAACUUUCUGGAGCUGCGCGCCAUCCGCCUGGCUCUUCUAGCUUUCGAGGAUCUCAUCAGGGACAGACAUGUACUUGUCCUCACGGACAACGUGACGGCGAAGGCGCAUAUAAACAGGUGGGGUGGCACUCGUUCUCGCAGACUGAUGAAGGAGACGCUCUCCCUCGGUCAUUGGGCCGAAUCCCACCUACGGUCAUUGAAGGCGGAACACAUUGCGGGGACGGACAAUUGCAAGGCGGACUCCCUCAGUCGUCAGACUAUCGAUCAUUCAGAAUGGUCGUUGUCCCCAGCGAAUUUCCGAGAGUUAUCUACCCGAUUCGGGCUUCCCCUGGUGGACUUAUUCGCCUCCCAGAACAACAAGCAGGUCCCUCGGUUCUUUUCAAGGUUCCGUUCACGGGGGGCGGAGUCAGUGGACGCCCUACGCAGCAAGUGGCCCCCGGGCCUCCUAUAUGCCUUUCCGCCGAUCCCACUGAUCCCAAGAGUGAUAAGGAAGCUCCUCGAGGAGAAGGCAGAAUUGAUAUUGGUCGCCCCCUUCUGGCCCAGGAGACCCUGGUUUGCAGACCUGAUGAACCUCUCAAUCCAAGACCCGUGGAGGAUCCCGGACAGCCAAGUGUGUCUUCACCAGGGACCAGUGUUGCACCCCGAUCCACAAUGGUUUCGCCUAGCCGUGUGGAGAUUGAGCGGGCAUCUUAA